Messenger RNA from Phycomyces blakesleeanus NRRL 1555(-), 1737 nucleotides. RefSeq lists its product as hypothetical. The coding region runs from base 1 to 1737 and encodes 578 amino acids. The record is from RefSeq and is a predicted model, not a curated record. The transcript has 10 exons. Gene Ontology annotation, molecular function: poly(A) RNA polymerase activity; RNA binding. Gene Ontology annotation, cellular component: nucleus. NCBI's taxonomy places the organism in Eukaryota, Fungi, Mucoromycota, Mucoromycetes, Mucorales, Phycomycetaceae.
AUGUCAUCCGUUAAACCGACCUAUCUCGGCGUUUCUGAGCCCAUAUCAAUUGCUCCACCAUCCGCAAAUGAUGAGAAAUUAAACGAGAAACUCGAAGCCACGUUAAAAGAUCACAACAUGUACGAGACGAAAGAAAAAACAUGCUUGAGAAAAAAAGUUUUGGAGAUUCUUGAAGCAUUAACAAAACGAAUGGUAGAAAAUGUCUACAGAAAAAAAGGCCGUUCUGAAUCAGAGAUAAUGAUUGCUGGAGGAACUAUAAGAACCUUUGGAAGUUACAAGCUGGGAGUUCAUGCAGCAGAUGCCGACAUUGAUACAGUCUGUAUCAUCCCUUGUUAUGUAACAACGACCGACUUCUUUGACGAAUGGUGCUCGAUACUUCAAGCACAGGCUGGAGUGAAAGAUGUAUCGGCUGUUAAAGACUCGUAUGUUCCAGUCGACCUUGUGUGUGCCCGAAUAAGCGAUCCAUUUGUACCCGUCGACAUAGAUGUCAACAGCACUGAUUUACUCAAGAAACUAAGCGAAAAAAGUCUUCGGAGCAUUAACGGUACUCGAGUUGCCGACGAAAUUCUGGCGCUUGUUCCAGACGUUACAGCUUUCCGUACUGCAUUGAGGUGCAUCAAACUCUGGGCUACGAGAAGAGCUAUUUAUUCAAACUCACUUGGGUUUUUUGGAGGUGUUGCAUGGGCUCUCUUGGUAGCCCGAAUUUGUCAACUCUAUCCAAAUGCAUGUGCAAGUACGAUAGUAAGCAAAUUUUUUAUGGUCGUAGCACAAUGGGCUUGGCCAUCACCCGUUGUUUUGAAAGCAAUUCAGGGAGGUCAUGGAUUCUCUACUCUAAAACCCUGGAAUCCAAAAUUAAGUCACCAUGACAGAUCUCAUCUGAUGCCGAUUAUCACCCCAGCGUAUCCAAAUAUGUGUGCAACGCAUAAUGUUUCUCAGUCGACUAAAACGAUUAUAUUGGGCGAGUUGAAGAGGGCCGCAACGAUUGUCGAUCGAAUCAUGAUAGGUUCUUCAUCAUGGAAUGUACUCUUUACUGAACAUAAUUUCUUUGGUACAUAUGAUCACUAUAUACAAGUUGUGGCCAGCAGUGAUACAUACGAAUGUCAAUUAAAAUGGGGUGGUCUUGUUGAAGCUCGUUUACGACAUCUAUUGUUGAAUUUGGACUCUACAGAUGGUGUGGCACUCGCUCACCCAUAUGUUCACGGGUUUGACAAAGCUCAUCUGUGUCAAUCUACAGAAGAAUUAUCUGCUGUCAUUAAUGGUAUUGACACAAAUGGAUACCCUAUCACUUCAGAAAAUAGCGACGAUUGGAAGAACAAGACAGGAGUUUAUUUUACACGAACAUUCUAUGUUGGACUUUAUAUAAAGCUGAAUCCAGCGUGGACGUCAAAGAAAGUGGAUAUUACCCAUGCAAUCGAGGAUUUCAAGGCAAAACUUACAGAGUCCAAUAGUUAUGAACCUGCUAGAAUGUCAAUAUCUUUCCAGCAGUUGAAAAGAUCGAUGUUACCUCGGGAAUUUAUCAAAAAAGAUAGUACCAAGCGAUCCCCUCAGUCCAAUGAUUUAGCAACACAGGCAACGCCCGGAAAGAAGAUGAAGAUAUUUGGAGAUUCAACAACAGAUCAAUCAGAAGAGAACAACACUUCGAAUGACUUGUCUAAUACUUGUCAUUCUCUUGGUGCGACAGACUAUUCGCCAUCACCACCUUCUGUUUCAACAACCAUGGAUACCAACUUUAUUUAG